Messenger RNA from Micropterus salmoides (largemouth bass), 2534 nucleotides. It is a transcript of the gene samd1a, whose product is annotated as sterile alpha motif domain containing 1a. The transcript has 7 exons. Gene Ontology annotation, molecular function: protein binding; DNA binding. Lineage: Eukaryota; Metazoa; Chordata; Actinopteri; Centrarchiformes; Centrarchidae. The coding region runs from base 147 to 1406 and encodes 419 amino acids. The record is from RefSeq and is a predicted model, not a curated record.
CGCAGGAGGCGUACAUCGAGGUUUCCGCUUCUCAGUUGGGCUCGGACCGCGGCUCACGAAAAACACCGUGUGUGUAACGUACAAGGUUGACGCACUAAGGUGAGAAAAAAAGGCAAAAGAAAGCGAAGCAACCGAGCAAAAAAAAGAUGUCUGAAUCCAAGUACCGCGAGUGGAUCCUGGACACUAUCGACUCGCUGCGGUCGCGAAAAGCCCGGCCGGACUUGGAGAGGAUUUGUCGAAUGGUCCGGAGGCGACACGGGUCCGAGCCCGACCGAACCUGCGCAGAACUGGACAAACUGAUUCAGGAACAAACCGUGCUGAAAGUUAACUACAAGGGCUCUAUUUCAUACCGAAACGCCGCAAAGGUUCAGCGGAGAAGCAGAAAAAAAGACGAUGUAACGUUAACGACGGCUGCGAGAAGGAGCGCGGUGGAAGAAGCCAGUCAUUCUGACUUGAGCAACGGGGACAGCGCUUUCGGUCCUGUUGACCAGGACGAGGAGGAUUUGGAGGCUGACACCUCUAUGGCAAUGGACACGGACAGUAAUCCAGAUGAAGAGGGGGCUGAUGAGAGCAGGGAUGGGCAGGACAGGCCGUCUCCUGGGCGCACAUAUGAAGAUGGGGCCGCGCACUGUGCCUCUGUGCGAGCUGUCUCUGCACCCUGCUCUCCCUCUGGCACUCGGCCUGGCCCCGGCUGUGGCCCUGGCUCGGGUCUGGACUGUGUCUCUUUCCAGAAGGCUGGUGAGAGGCCCAGCUCCUUGCCCCCCUCCAGCCCUAGGGCCCUCGCACACAAUGACUGGGCCUAUCAUUCUGCUGUCUGCCCAGCAGAGCGCCAGCACCCAGGAAUGCAGAGAGACAAAGCAGCAGCCACAAAGUCAGCAAUCCACUCUGCAACUACCAGCCCCGGUGCUUUAAAGAAUAACGUGAAGAAAGAAGAUGGAGCCAAGGCGCAGGAUAAUGGCCUUUCGUUUGACCAGUUGGUACCAGACUAUGCAGCAGGGCUGGAUGAGACCAAGAAUGUAUCUGAUGGAAGACCACAGACACUGUCUUUGCCAUCUGACAACUGUACAUUGAAGAAUAAGAUAGAUAUAUCCUCCUUCACUGCAGCUGAAGAUAGUCUUCUGAAUGGUGGUAAAGAUGAUGAAAUCUCUGUGAAGAAGGAGAAGAUGAGCCAGAACUUGUUGCAGUGGACUGUGGCGGACGUGGCCAGCUACUUCUCAGCUGCAGGCUUUCCAGAGCAGGCUGCGGCGUUUCGUACACAGGAAAUUGAUGGGAAGUCCCUUCUCCUUAUGCAGCGCAGUGACGUGUUGACUGGUUUGUCUAUUCGACUGGGCCCGGCCCUCAAAAUCUACGAGCGCCACGUAAAGGUGCUGCAGAGGACCCACUUCCUGGAAUACGAAGACCUCUGAAGUGGCGAUUCACAUGACAGACAGACAAUGCUGCAUUGACCCAAACAUGCAUGCAGUGCCCUCUCCCUCCUGGAUUCUGCCACCCACCUUCAUAUACAGAAUAUGUUAAGGGUGAGUGGGGGUGGGGGGAGGCUGCGGUGGAAUUCUUUCACUGUGAGAAUGACCAGAAACUGAAAGACAGUCAUCCUACCUCUCAUUAUGGUCGUUGGUUUUCAAAUGGUUUUCAUUUCACCCAUGUGGCCCUUCGCUUGCAUUGUCAAGGGAACAGACUGCUACGUUCAGAGUACAUUUUAAAGUGUGGGAGUAAUGACCUUUCUGCAAGAGUAAAAGAUAGGUAAUGCAGCCAUUGAAGGGGAUGGAGCGAUGCACGAAGUGGACCACCUAUGUGUCAUAGUGCUGUGAGCAAAGUGUUUUGGGUCCACAAGAAAAUGUUAGCUCACUGUGGCUGUAAAAUGUCUCCCUGCAUCCUUGCUGUAUCUAUUACAGUACCUUCUGUUAGUCCAGAAACCAUUAGUGAGACACGUGGCUAAACACAGUAUGAUGAGUUGAAUUAAAUGUCAUGGAAGUGCUGGGGAAGUCUACAUAUCUGCAUCAAAUGUCACCAGAGUCUGAUUCCUGACUUGUCAUGCCACCAAUAGCUGCUGCUGAUGGAUUAUGGCUUCAGUGUCUCUGUAACCAAUAAUGACAGCCUACUACCUGCUUGCAAGGCAAAUAUUGUUUUUUUUAAAUUUAGAUCUGACUGUGGUCCAACUUAAUACAGUUGCAUUUUGGGGAACAAUUGCAGAUAGAUGUGACCAGGAAAUUUGCAGCCUAAUGGAAUUAGAUUUCAUACAUAAGGAUAAAGUAAUAAAUGUGGAGAAAUGUUAUUGUAAUACUAAAUAUAUUAUAUUGUUUUAAAUCUAAUACAGCUGCUCAGUGCCUGUUUACAGAGCAGAUCUCUUGAUCAAAUGCAAUAUUUUGUGUUAUCAUCCGUUUAUAAUGUGUCCAGUGUCUAAGUCAGCCUCUUGAAUUGUGACAUUCCAUAUGAUGUAGUCUACGUCUCAAAUGUAUAUCCUCCCCCCCUUUUAUCUGUAACAUUAACUCUUAUUCCAGAGUCCCAAAUAAAGAUUGUGUUUCUUUGUUCAGCCA